AUGUUCUAUUUAACAUUGUUAGGGCUUAUUUCCCAAAUACUUUAUGCAUCUGCCAUUACUUUAGAUGUAGACUCCAAAGACUCCGUGUGUGAGGCAACGGCCUUGAUUCAAAAGGGUAUGCUAGAUUACUACCAAGGUACCCGUUAUGGUGGUACUGUAGGUAUGUUUCAACCACCAUACUAUUGGUGGGAAGCUGGGGAAGCCUUUGGUGGGAUGUUGGAGAAUUGGUACUUGUGUCAAAAUGAUACAUUCGAAUCUUUAAUUUCCGAUGCUUUAAUAUACCAAGCAGGUUCUAACUACGAUUACAUUCCAAGCAACCAAACUUUGGUCGAAGGUAAUGAUGAUCAAGGUGUUUGGGGGUUGACCGUAUUAGGUGCAGUAGAACGUAAUUUACCUGAUAGAGAUGGGGUACCAGGUUGGUUAGCAAUUUCGCAAGCAGUUUUUAACACAAUGUAUGCGAGAUGGGAUACUGCCUAUUGUGGCGGAGGUCUUAGAUGGCAAAUUUAUACAUGGAAUAGUGGUUAUAACUAUAAAAAUACAAUUUCUAAUGCUUGUCUUUUCCAAAUAGCAGCUAGAUUAGGUAGAUAUACUGGUAAUAAUACUUACUUAGAAGUUGCCGAAAAGGUGUUUGAUUGGAUGGUUGACGUUGAAUAUAUUGUUUUAAAAGAUGUCGCCAAUGUUUACGAUGGUGCCACUACGAAUUAUAACUGUUCUGAUAUUGUUCAAUACGAAUGGUCCUAUAAUCAUGGUGUAGUUUUAGGUGGUUUGGCCUAUAUGUAUAAUGCUACCAACGGUACGUCAAAAUGGGAAACUGCUUUGACUCAAGUAUUGAGUGGUGCUACAACCUAUUUUUUUAAAAACAAUAUAAUGUAUGAAAGUGCAUGCCAAGAAGCUAAAACGUGUAAUACUGAUCAAAGAUCUUUUAAAAGUAUUUUCUCUAGAAUGCUGGGAUAUACAAGAGUGUUAGCACCAUAUACAGCUGCUACCCUUGAUACAUUAAUAGAAACUAGUGCAAAAGCAGCCGCUGGCUCAUGUGAUGGUGGUACAGAUGGUGUUACGUGUGGUUUAAGUUGGUUUGAUUCAACCAAUGAUGGAUAUUAUGGUUUAGGUGAACAAAUGAGUGCUUUAGAAAUCAUUAAUCAAUUAUUAGUAAGCUCAUCAGGAGCCGCAGCCGAAGCUGCUUCAUCGGGUUCCGCAUCAUCACCAUACACCUCUUCAUCGGGUGGUAACUCCACUGGUGAUGCUUCUGCAGGUUUAAAUACUACUUCCACUAAUGUAUUACAAAAUAAUUUAGAUAUCGAAAGUAAAGAUAAAGCGGGUGCCGCUGUCGCAACUGCUGUAAUUCUAGCUGUACUUGUGGGCGGUUCAGUCUGGAUGUUAUUCUAA
Molecule: messenger RNA, 1386 nt
Organism: Tetrapisispora phaffii CBS 4417
Lineage: Eukaryota; Fungi; Ascomycota; Saccharomycetes; Saccharomycetales; Saccharomycetaceae
Gene: DFG5
Product: putative mannan endo-1,6-alpha-mannosidase
Exons: 1
Coding region: 1-1386 (461 amino acids)
Biological process (GO): fungal-type cell wall biogenesis; budding cell bud growth; carbohydrate catabolic process
Molecular function (GO): mannan endo-1,6-alpha-mannosidase activity
Source: RefSeq, a predicted model, not a curated record